AUGAACAAAUCUGGGAUUGCGGUCAAGGACACCGACGCAAACGACUACUUCGCGUUCGAAAGUUUCAAUUCCACCAAAGGCCCUUAUCACAUUGUGAAUGCUGCAGAUCCUUCUGAAGAAGCCAAUGAGUUUUGGAACGACCUCAAGAAACACACUGGUAUUGUUGAAAUCGACCGCGACUGGGCGCAGAUCAAUCACCUUCCGCCAACCGUCCCGCAUCCCGACGACCCUAACCUUCGAAUCUAUCAAGUGAAUGCCUUUCACUCUCUUCAUUGCCUGUACCGAAUUCGAAACAGGCUUAUCUCCAAGGUGUCGCUCGACAAAUGGCCUCGCAAUGAUAUCCAUACAAUGCACUGCUUGGAUCACAUUAGAAACGAGAUGAUGUGCAACGUUGAUAUUUCAAUGUCCGGCUCGCAGGAAUAUAUUUCCUUCAAUACCCACGGUCACGACCGGAAGUGUAGAGAUCUGGGGGCGAUACAGAGAUGGGCCCAAGAUCACGCCUGGUCUGGGUACAAGGAUUACUUGGAGAAUGUCGUCAACUUCGACGCGGAUGAGGCGGAACGAGUAAACGCUGCCUUCGCUGGGAAGGGAAAGUGGAACCACGCGAACAGUACGCAUCACAAAGAAACUGGCAAAAUCGACCUUUGGUUUGAGGAUCAUGAUCUUGCUGGUGGUCACUAG
Messenger RNA from Colletotrichum karsti, 681 nucleotides. RefSeq lists its product as uncharacterized. NCBI's taxonomy places the organism in Eukaryota, Fungi, Ascomycota, Sordariomycetes, Glomerellales, Glomerellaceae. The record is from RefSeq and is a predicted model, not a curated record. The transcript is spliced from 6 exons. The coding region runs from base 1 to 681 and encodes 226 amino acids. Gene Ontology annotation, biological process: mycotoxin biosynthetic process.